Molecule: messenger RNA, 1679 nt
Organism: Homo sapiens (human)
Lineage: Eukaryota; Metazoa; Chordata; Mammalia; Primates; Hominidae
Gene: EBLN2
Product: endogenous Bornavirus like nucleoprotein 2
Exons: 1
Coding region: 424-1242 (272 amino acids)
Source: RefSeq, marked validated
GAAAGGCAGGGAGGGGAGGUUGUCCCCUGCUGAGAACCAUUGGUUUAAGGUUAAUCUGGCUCUGCUUUCAUAGACUACUCUGUUACCCAGGCUGGAGUGCGGUGAUGAGUGAUCAUAGCUCACUGCAGCCUUAAACUCUAGUGAUCCUCCCGCCUUGGCCUUCCAAAGUGCUGAGAUUACAGAUGUGAACCACCACACCCAGCCCAGUCAAUUUGUUUUUAGAAUGUUCCCAAGAAUAUAGUUAUGUUGCUAAAUAAGAUACUAAAAUAAUCCCAUACUAUAUUUCUUGACAGAAAAACUAUUAAAAUGUAUACAUGAUAAAAAUUUCUUUUAUGAAGCAAAAUAUGUUUUGUUUUGCUCAUGAACGUGAGGUAUUUUGGAAAAAUGGUAAAGAAGUGCAGAGUCAAGUCAUAGCGACUAAUAAUGGGUUAUUUUCUUAAAUUGUAUGCUUAUGUUAAUUCUCACAGUCUUUUUGUUUGGGUCUGUGACAGAUCUUACAAAAGAUCUUUUAGACCUAUGAUUCUUAACAAAAUUAAAGAAUUAAGUCGGAACCAAUUUUCCACAAUGUCUCAUCUAAGAAAGGACUCACAGCCCAGCAGCCCAGGAGAUGACGCAAUGGACAGGAGUGGGCUCCCUGACCUUCAAGGAAGAUUUGAGCUAUCUGGGAAAAACAGACAGUAUCCACUGGAUGCAUUGGAACCCCAACCCAGCAUUGGGGAUAUUAAGGACAUUAAAAAAGCAGCCAAGUCUAUGCUAGACCCAGCACAUAAAUCUCAUUUCCACCCUGUGACCCCAAGUUUAGUAUUCUUGUGUUUCAUAUUUGAUGGGUUACACCAGGCAUUACUGAGUGUUGGUGUGAGCAAGAGGUCUAAUACUGUGGUUGGGAAUGAGAACGAGGAAAGGGGUACUCCUUAUGCUAGCAGAUUCAAAGAUAUGCCUAACUUUAUUGCCCUUGAGAAGUCAUCAGUUCUCCGCCACUGCUGUGACCUUUUGAUAGGCAUUGCGGCUGGAUCAAGUGAUAAGAUUUGCACCAGCAGUCUCCAAGUUCAGAGACGAUUCAAGGCAAUGAUGGCAUCUAUUGGAAGACUUUCACAUGGUGAGAGUGCUGAUCUGCUAAUCAGCUGCAAUGCAGAAUCAGCCAUAGGUUGGAUCAGCUCAAGACCAUGGGUUGGAGAAUUAAUGUUCACACUUCUAUUUGGAGACUUUGAAUCCCCUCUACACAAGCUACGCAAGUCAAGUUAGUUGCCAAGAAAGCACAGAUGACAACCUAUUAAUGCUGUGAGAAUGUUUCUAGAUCAGUGCAUGGAUGGCUCCAUUGCUCUACGGGCCAUUGUGUCUGAGAUCCCAGUCUUUGAGGAGAAAAAAAACAAUGGUUAAAAAGGCAUUGGGGAAAUAUUUUGAGUUUGGGGGUGUACUUUGCCACCCCAUUAUUGGGGAGCUGUCACCACGAAUGUUCCCAAACUUAGCAACAGCGGCAAACUACUGGGCCAAGAUGAGCAACCCCACAUUUUUGGGAUUUAAAGCUCCUGAUGUUAUACCAGGAUCAACCAUCACACUCCCUUUGCUUCAAAUGGCAUCUACCCCGUAAGAUCUUGAGGGGGGAGUGUUGGGUGGAAUCAUAGAUCCAUGCACUCCUAACAUGAACUAAUUCUCAUUAUUUAAAAAAAAAAAAAAAAAAA